AUGGCUGGCAAUUAUAAUUUCCUGAGUUUAAACUAUACACUUGCGCUUGAGCCUCCCGGGCUAUGUUUGUCCUUCAUCAUCCGGAGCAUGGUCAUGAGUGAUUUAGAACUUAAACCACAGGGGAAGCUUAUAGUAACAGUAGUGAGAGCAACAAACUUGAAGAAUAAGGAAUUGAUAGGCCUUUCAGACGCCAUUGACCGUGCUAAUCUCUACAUGGAGGCAGGAGCUGAUGCUUCCUUUGUUGAGGCACCAAGAGACGACGAUGAGCUUAAGGAAAUCGGAAAGCGUACAAAAGGUUACAUACUAUAUAACAUGCUUGAAGGUGGACGCACACCAUUACAUACACCUGAUGAGCUUAAAGAAAUGGGUUUUCAUUUGAUCGCUCACCCGCUUACCUCACUCUAUGCAUCAACUCGUGCUCUUGUGGACGUCCUCAAGAUCCUCAAGGAAAAAUGA
Molecule: messenger RNA, 456 nt
Organism: Eruca vesicaria subsp. sativa (arugula)
Lineage: Eukaryota; Viridiplantae; Streptophyta; Magnoliopsida; Brassicales; Brassicaceae
Source: the annotation of a GenBank genome assembly